AUGGACAUCCCAGACUUGGCAUGGUUUAAGGUGCUGCUUUUGGUUGCAAAACACUCCACUGAAGAUCUGUACAGCAUGGCGGGGACAUGCAAGUUAUUUGAAGAAAUGUUGAAUGAUCCUGAGGUUUGGCGAACCGUGUCUGUAGAGAAGUACCAGUGGCAUCCUGAAUGGUACGGGUUUUAUCAAGAGAAACUUGUUGAGUUCUUGCAAAAGUGCAAGGAGCACAACAAUCUAGAAAUCAUUUACAGAGAAGCUGUAACUCAAUUCUUCAUAUUCAAAGAUGAUGAGGCUGUCAACAACUUCCGAGUGGCGGCUAAGGCAGGGCAUAUGGAAUCCUCCUACAUUGUUGGCUUGCUAGGGCUAGUGAACCCUACGGAGGGCGAAGAGGAUGCGAUGGAAUGGUUGUGCCAUCUAAGCAAAACAAAGAAAAUUGACAUGCAAGCGUGCAGAGCAUCAUUUUUUAAUCGACUGAUGAGGUAUAACAUUUCGGGCGUGGUGACUCCUCCAACUCUUGCAAAGUUUACUGGGAAGUUUACCUUCUGUUUAAUGUUUUUAAUUCAAGGUCUGUUUAUGUGCACUUUUAAGAUCCAAUUUAAGAACAAGUUUGUAGACGUUUGUGUUCCAUAG
This is a messenger RNA of Prunus armeniaca (apricot), 627 nucleotides long. Lineage: Eukaryota; Viridiplantae; Streptophyta; Magnoliopsida; Rosales; Rosaceae. The record is from the annotation of a GenBank genome assembly.